GAGAGGGAGGGAGAGAGAGAGAGAGAGAGGGAGGGAGAGAGAGAGUCACGCAAUACGCAAGGCACAUCACGACAAGAAGUCUGAAAUCUGCCCAGUCGAAGACUCCUCUUGCCUCUCUCUCCUUGUCACUGCUCUUCCGCUUAACCAGAGGAGAGGGGGAAAAAGAGAGAGAGAGAGAGAGAGAGCAAGAACGAGCGAGCGAGAAAGAGAGAAAAGGAAGAAGAGAGAGUCGUCGAGAGCCCACACUGCUUCUCCUCCUCCUCCGUGGCUGCGUGAGCGAGGGAGGGUGUUUUUUCUCUCUCUGUCUCUCUCUUUCUCUGCAUUUGUUUGGUGCGGAGCCGCGGAGACAGAAGGCAGCUGAAGCCGGUGCCUAGUCUCUGAAGAGGCCAGGAUGCUAAACAACGUGACAGACGGAGAAGAGGGGGAUGGAGGACCCAACAGUCAGGGUGAUGGAAACCCCAAAGAGAGUAGUCCGUUCAUCAACAGCACCGGCAGCAGUGACGUGGAGAAGAGCCAGCAGUAUGAUGGCAAAAACAUGGCCCUGUUUGAGGAGGAGAUGGACACCGUGCCCAUGGUGUCCUCUCUGCUCAGCAGCCUGGCCAACUACUCCAACCUGACCCAGGGCAGCAAGGAGCAUGAGGAGGCCGAGAACAACGAGGAGCCCCGCAAGAAACCAGCCAGUCAGGCUCCCCAGCUGGGGACAGUGAUGGGAGUGUACUUCCCAUGCAUGCAGAACAUCCUGGGGGUUAUCCUCUUCCUCAGGAUGACCUGGCUGGUGGGCAUCGGAGGAGUCCUGGGCACCUUCAUCAUCGUAUUCAUGUGCUGCUCAACGACCAUGUUAACAGCAAUCUCAAUGAGUGCUAUUGCCACAAAUGGAGUCGUGCCGGCUGGAGGCUCCUACUACAUGAUCUCGCGGUCGCUGGGUCCUGAGUUUGGGGGUGCCGUGGGGAUCUGUUUCUACCUGGGCACCACCUUCGCCGGAGCCAUGUACAUCCUGGGCUGCAUCGAGAUCCUGCUGAUCUACAUCGUGCCAGCAGCGGCCAUCUUUAAGAUGGAGGGUCUGGAGGGCCCCGAGGCGGAGGCGGCGCUGCUCAACAACAUGCGCGUGUACGGCACCAUCGUCCUCUCACUCAUGUCCCUGGUGGUGUUCGUCGGCGUCAAAUACGUCAACAAGCUGGCUCUGCUCUUCCUGGCCUGUGUCAUCUUCUCCAUCCUCGCUGUCUACGCGGGCGUCAUCAAGUCCUCUGUUGACCCUCCUUUCUUCCCAGUGUGUAUGCUGGGCAACCGGUCUCUGCUGUCGAAGGGCUUUGAUGUGUGUGCCAAGACCAUCGAGCAGGCCAAUGGCACGGUCACCACCAAGCUCUGGAAGCUGUUCUGUGACUCGGAGUUCCUGAACGCAACCUGUGACGAGUACUUCACCAACAACAACGUCUCCAUCAUUCAGGGCAUCCCAGGGGUCACCAGCGGAAUCCUCGCAGAGAACCUGUUUGGUACUUACCUGGAGAAGGGUGACCUCGUUGAAAAGCGCGGCCUUCCUUCCUAUACCGACCCUGACUCUCCGUUGACCAACCUCAACCGUUUUGUGCAGGCCGACAUCAACACUUUCUGGACCCUGCUGGUCGGCAUCUACUUCCCCUCCGUCACAGGCAUCAUGGCCGGCUCCAACCGCUCUGGUGACCUGAAGGAUGCUCAGAAGUCCAUUCCCAUCGGCACCAUCUUGGCCAUCACCACCACCUCUUUCAUCUACAUCUCCUGUGUGAUUCUGUUUGGAGCCUGUGUAGAGGGCGUCGUGCUCAGAGACAAGUUUGGAGAAGGUGUCGAUGGGAAUCUUGUCAUUGGCACAUUAGCCUGGCCAUCCCCAUGGGUGAUUGUGAUUGGCUCCUUCUUCUCCACCUGUGGGGCGGGGCUUCAGAGUCUUACAGGAGCGCCACGCCUUUUGCAGGCCAUAGCCCGAGAUAGCAUCAUACCCUUCCUCAGGGUGUUUGGCCACGGCAAGGCCAACGGCGAGCCCACCUGGGCCUUGCUCCUCACCGCCGGCAUCUGCGAGAUUGGCAUCAUCAUCGCCUCUCUGGACGCUGUGGCGCCCAUUCUCUCCAUGUUCUUCCUGAUGUGCUACAUGUUCGUGAACCUGGCCUGUGCUCUGCAGACCCUCCUGAGGACGCCCAACUGGAGGCCUCGCUUCAAGUUCUACCACUGGGCCCUGUCCUUCCUCGGCAUGAGUUUGUGUCUGACACUUAUGUUCCUCUGCUCUUGGUACUAUGCCCUAGUUGCCAUGGUGAUUGCUGGAUGCAUCUACAAAUACAUUGAGUUCUGUGGUGCGGAGAAAGAGUGGGGUGAUGGGAUACGCGGUAUCUCUCUCAGCGCCGCCCGCUUCGCCCUGAUGCGACUGGAGGAGGGACCUCCACACACCAAGAACUGGAGGCCGCAGAUCCUGGUGCUGGUCGGCGUUGAUGCAGAGCAGAAUGUGGAGCAGCCGCGUCUGCUCUCCCUGACCAACCAGCUGAAGGCUGGAAAAGGUCUGACCAUGGUGGGCACGUCGGUGGAGGGCACCUACCUGAACAACCACCCCCAGGCUCAGAAGGCAGAGCAGUCCUUGAAGAAGCUGAUGGAGAGUGAGCGGCUGAAGGGCUUCUACCAGGUGGUGAUCUCCUCUAAUCUACGCGACGCCACGUCCCACCUGAUCCAGGCCAGCGGGCUGGGCGGCCUGCGGCACAACACAGUGCUGGUCAGCUGGCCACGCAACUGGAAGCAGGCCGAGGAGCACCACCGCAUGAAGAACUUCAUCGAGAUUGUCAGGGAGACUACCGCAGGUCACUUGGCCCUUUUGGUUCCUAAGAACAUCUCAGCAUACCCAUCCAACGGAGAGCGCUUCACUGAGGGACACAUCGAUGUGUGGUGGAUCGUGCAUGAUGGAGGCAUGCUGAUGCUGCUGCCAUUCCUUCUCCGGCAACACAAGGUGUGGAGGAAGUGCAAGAUGCGCAUUUUCACUGUGGCCCAGAUGGAUGACAACAGCAUCCAGAUGAAGAAGGACCUCAUGACCUUCCUGUACCACCUCCGUCUUGACGCCGAAGUGGAAGUGGUGGAGCUGCAAGACAGUGAUAUCGCGGCCUACACCUAUGAGAAGACCCUGGUGAUGGAGCAGAGGUCGCAGAUCCUCAAGGAGAUGCACCUCACCAAGAACGAGCGCGAGAGAGAGAUCCAGAGCAUUACAGACGUGUCCCGUGGCUCCAUCCGUCGGAAGCACCCCACCACCCUGAGGACCCAGCAGAGCACAGGCGAUGAGUCGGCCGCCGGCGGUGCCGAGGGCAAGCCGGAAGAGGAGUCUUUCCGUGUCUCCCGUGCACGACAGGUGCAGCUCCUCCAGGGUAAGAACGCCACCCCCACCCCCACGUCCCCGACCUCCCCCACCGCGCCCACCCCAGGAUGCACCACCCCUGGGGAGGAGGUGCAGAUGACCUGGACGGAUGACGGGGACAAGGGCAAGAAUCCGGCCGUCGCCCAUCCAGACAACAUCAAGGAUAUGUUUAACAUGAAACCUGAGUGGGAGACCCUGAACCAGACCAAUGUGCGUCGUAUGCACCACGCGCAGAAGCUCAAUGAGGUCAUUGUGAAAAAGUCCCAGGAGGCUAAGCUUGUUCUCUUGAAUAUGCCUGGACCUCCAAAGAACCGCAUGGGAGAUGAGAACUAUAUGGAAUUCCUGGAGGUUCUGACAGAGGGUCUCAAUCGGGUCCUCCUGGUGCGUGGCGGUGGACGUGAGGUCAUCACCAUCUACUCCUGAGAGGCUGGUCGUGUUUUCUCAAGCCCCUCCCCCCUCCCUCACCACCACCACCACCACCCCACUGCCCUCAUCUCUACAGUGGACUCUGCCCAAGUCAGCUCCACGUUCAGACCCAGCACCUGUAAUAUAAAGACCUGGCCAUGUCCCACCAUGAGCAAUACUCUAUCCACAUAUCAAAUCAUGUUGCACUACAUCGUCAGGUAACCUCCCCAAUCACACACCUGCUCAACAUGUACCUGCACUCUUCUGGCACUGUAACCAGUGUAACCCCCCCCACACACGCACACACAGUAACUCCCUCUCUCCGCCUCUCGACGGAUCUCUUACUUUUUAAAGAAAACAAAAGAGCUGUAAUCUCUGGUUUUGUUAUUCUCCUAGUGGUCAGAGUGAUCAACUUUUUUCGUGUUAGCUUGGUGUUUUUGUUCCCUCAGUACAUGGGUUAGUUUGGCUGAGAGGCUUUUUCCUCAUUUGCUCCUCAUCACUGGGGAUGCACUGGAUCCCAAAGACUGAUCGAACCUAACCAAACACUCCUCUUUAUCUCUCUCUCUCUCUCUUACUCUCUGUAUCCUCUGCAGAACAACUCAAUAGCUUUUCACUGCUGACGUGUACUAUUAGGCUAUAUGUGAACAUUUCUUGUAUUUUUAUUUUAGAAAAAAAAAAAAAAACGAGACAGAUGUUUGUGAAAUUUCUCAAAGUUACUGAAUGAGGUGAGGUGGAAUUUACGCUGAUCAAGAUGUCUUCCAGUGGAGGCCUGGGGUCGUGUAGGAGCACAGGCGCUAUCACAGACUGACUACUAGAGAAUAUAGUAUCGAUUUUGCACUGCUGCAACACUAGAGUGGUGGCGUUUAGGAAAACUACAGGGACUUAUAUGGGAUUAGCCAGAUGUUUAUGAUGUCGCCAGCCAGCCGCCAGCGUGGCGCUCAUGCACAGAGUGUGAAACUCAUGCACUUUGCUUCAAUCUCACAAAAAAAAUGCACUCCACACGCGCUCACUUCACACACUCGAUGUUUGACACCCCACCUCUGAUUGAAGUUGUUAGAAGUCUCACGGAAGACAUGUCCCCAACACCUCUCUAAAAACAAGAAGGGUUUUUGAAGAUUUAUUAAGAACGUUUUAAAAUUGAAGAGCAGAGUUGCAGUUGGAUGCCAAACAGAGAGUGGGGGGAACAGCAGGCACAUGCCAUGUGUCUCUACUUUUUCAGAGCUCCUGUUUGUAUCUGUUGUAUCAUUGCUUUUCUUACUCCUUCUAGCCACCGCCAUCACUUGCAUGUUGAUGCUGAUCUGUGUGUUAAUUGUACUGAAAUGACCUGAUUUUGCUACAGUGUGUUAGUGUGUCCAAUUCCCCCCCUCAUGAUAGACAGCUUUGCCAUGUGUCCUGGGCAGAUGAGCCAGAGUGUGUGUGUGUGUGUGUGUGUGUGUGUGCGUGCGUGCGUGUUCGUGUUAAAGAGUGUGUGUGUGUGUGGUGUCAUGUUAAAGUGUGUUAUCCUCAUAUACGUGACUGAAUGUGCAUGUGUGUCCACAUGUCGUCCAGUAUGUGUGUCUGUGUAUGUGUUUGUCAGGAGACCAGACUGAAAGCAGCUCCUACUGCAGUGUUGUGACUGAGCACAGUGCCAAAGAGAGAUGUGCAAGGAGAGAGAGAGAGAGAGUGAGAUUGAGAGAGUGAGAGAGAGAGAAAGAAAGAGAGAGAGAAAGAGAAAGAAAGAGGGAGACAGAGAGGGAGAAAGAGAGAGAGAGGGAGACAGAGAGGGAGAGAAAGAAAGUGGUUCUGGCCCACAUCUGCCUGUAUGAGGGUGAGAGAGGUGUGACGCUGAGAUGCUGUGAGAAACUCAACACAAGCGCAGGACGCCGCGGUGCCGCAGCUCUGAAGGAUGAUGUUUGGCAGAGCGGAGGCGUCCCGGUAAAAAUGAAACGCAGAGAGAGAGAGAGAUAGAUAGAUAGGAAAAUGGAGGAAAGAGGCAUCUGGUGUGGGUUGAGGAAACAUGUUGUCGAUCUGACCAGGGCCUGAGAUACUGUGAAGCGCCUAUAGCGCCCCCCCCCCCCCCCAUAUCUGUAAAUAGCUUUCGUGUUGUCCGAAUCACUCCCCAGACUGCAGAGGAUUCGGCCACUGAUGUGCGCCCCAUCAGGGCUGCAUCCAUAUUAGAGUCAGACACUAUCUGGGUCAACGCUAGCAAGCUGUUUUAUGACCAUCAGCUGCCUGCAGUGAAAUGUUUUUCUUCACUCCAGAGCUUUCUGGACUUCAAAGCCCCAUUUAUGUUUGUUUUUAAUCUCCAUGCCCUUUAUUGAUGGCAAUUUGGGUGCAUACCUGAACAUAAAAUAAAAAAAAAUAUUAUAAAGGGGUCCAAUAUAUAUGUGAAUCAUGUGUGGGUAAAGCCAAAUACAAAGUUAUGUGAGUUAAAUUUAUAACAAAACCCCCUGCUAACAAUAGCUAUACAGUGUGUUGUAUUGCAUGUACAGAAUGCUCAGCGUCUAAAUGAAAAAAAGAAAAUAUUUUGUAUAUGUGUAAUUGAUCCAUUUAUAGACACAAUAUUUAUUUUCCUUCAUAAUCAUUUUUAGCAGACUGCCAUUUAUAGUUACAAAUUUGAAUUCUUGCCAAAUCACAGAAUUAUACAAAGUGUGCCAUACAGAUGAAAGAAAUCAAUUAGAUAGAUAGAUAGAUAGAUAGAUACUUUAUUGAUCCCUAAGGGGAAAUUCAAGAUUUUUAUAAAUUAUGAGAAAUACUUUCAAUAUUCUGGGUUUAUAUUCCAUAUUUUUCCAUAGCUUAUUAGAUAGUAGCAUAUCAUAUAUAGUAUUACCAUGAAUUUAUCAAUGAAAUGCAUUCAUUUGUUGUCUAAAAGAAACGCGCCAUAGCCAAUUCACCAUUUAACAUAAUGCACUGAUUGGUUGGGGUAUACAGAUUUGACUAAAUAACCGAUGUAGU
Alosa sapidissima (American shad) is the source of this 6694-nucleotide messenger RNA. RefSeq names its product solute carrier family 12 member 5b (gene slc12a5b). Gene Ontology annotation, molecular function: potassium:chloride symporter activity. The coding region runs from base 392 to 3778 and encodes 1128 amino acids. The record is from RefSeq and is a predicted model, not a curated record. Gene Ontology annotation, cellular component: membrane. Lineage: Eukaryota; Metazoa; Chordata; Actinopteri; Clupeiformes; Clupeidae. Gene Ontology annotation, biological process: chloride transmembrane transport; potassium ion import across plasma membrane; chloride ion homeostasis. The transcript is spliced from 26 exons.